Molecule: messenger RNA, 1377 nt
Organism: Scomber japonicus (chub mackerel)
Lineage: Eukaryota; Metazoa; Chordata; Actinopteri; Scombriformes; Scombridae
Product: glucocorticoid-induced transcript 1 protein-like
Exons: 6
Biological process (GO): podocyte development
Cellular component (GO): cytoplasm
Source: RefSeq, a predicted model, not a curated record
ACUCCAGGUCUCUGGAUUGAUGAGGGAGCAGAACAGGGAAGUCCUCACCAGAGAUCAGCCUCCUGGGGCAGCGCAGACCACCUUAAAGAGCAGAUUGCUAAACUGAGACUGCAGCUGCAGCGCAGCAAACAGGUCAGCCGGCAGAGCAAAGACAGAGAGCAGAGCUCACUGCAGCUGCCGCAACAGGCACAGCAUGGCACUGCAUGCCAACCUCAGUACAAGGGAACUUCAUCAGCCUUAUCGACAAUCCCGGUGCCAAAAUCCUUCAUAUCCAGAGUGCCGAGCAGCGUGGAAGGCAUCAGCCACGAGCUAGAAAAUGUGUUUAUCAGAGAAAACUGGGAGCAGGGGAUACAGGCCAUGGAUGCGGUGGAUGGCCGUCGCGCCCCCUUCCCUCCGCAUCGCUAUAGCAACAGCGGGGACACACGUGACACGGACACCCAGGCCCCCUCCAGCGGUGACUCCAGCCCGUCGCCCCGCCCCUGCAGCCCCGACCACCUCCACUCCCCCGAGGGAAGCCCCUGUUCUGCAGAGGACAUCGACAAAGACAGUGUGUGCAGUUCUCCUCUCCCAAAGUUUGCCACCUCCCCCAAACCUAACAACAGCUACAUGUUCAAGCGGGAACCUCCAGAGGGCUGCGAGAGGGUCAAAGUGUUCGAGGAGUUGGUGUCGGGCAAAUCAAAAGGCUUCCCUCUCUUCUCGUGCCCCGACAAGAACAAGGUGAACUUCAUCCCCAGGGGCUCCGCCUUCUGCCCCGUCAAACUCCUCUGCUCCUCCCUCUUCUCCCCCGUCUCCUCCUCCUCCUCCUCCUGCUCCUCCUCUGUCGUCGUCAACCCCAGCGGUCUCCACGGCAACGACAGCCCAGGGCCUCAGGUGACUUCGACUCUGCUGCCCACCGCCGCAUCCUCACCGCCUCUUCCUCCACUGCCGCCGUUGCCUCCUCCACCUCCUCCACCUCCAUCUUCCUUUCCGGGCUCCGCUGACUGCUGGAGCACCGACAGGAACACAGACAGCAGCCCUGACGGAGACGGGAUGGGGAAAGAAGCCUCCUCGGCACAAGUACUGCUCACCAGCUAGUCCUCAGGUAUAGAAACACGACCACGACCACGACCACGCCGAGCUCUGAAGUGUUUCAACGAGCCGGCUGGUGUUGGUUUUAAAACAAAAAUUGUAAAAAAAAAAAAGAAGAAAAAUGGAAAAAGAAAAAAAAAAAAGUCCUUGCACUCCGUUAAUCCUAACGUUAGCCAGCAGGGAGUGCCCAAGGUCUAGACAUGACACACUGGGGGAGGGGCAGUGGUACCAGUAAAGCUGCUGCUCGGUCCCAGUGUCUGUCCCACUGAACUCGGAUGAUUCAUCAAAGGAAACUUUUUUUUUUUUUUU